Molecule: messenger RNA, 1596 nt
Organism: Aureococcus anophagefferens
Lineage: Eukaryota; Pelagophyceae; Pelagomonadales; Pelagomonadaceae
Exons: 3
Coding region: 1-1596 (531 amino acids)
Biological process (GO): transmembrane transport
Cellular component (GO): plasma membrane
Molecular function (GO): transmembrane transporter activity
Source: RefSeq, a predicted model, not a curated record
AUGGCCGCCACCGCGGGCCCCCGCAAAGACGACGAGAUGGCGUUCGCCGACGCCUACGAGCUCGGCACCAUCGAGCGCCGCGUGAAGAUCGACGACCGCAAGAGCACGGACAAUUGUUUCAAGGUCUUCUUCUGGCUCUGCGUCCUCUCCUUCGUCGGUACGAGCAUCUGGCUCGGGAUCGGCGGCCACGCGCGCUACGACCUCGACAAGAGCGGCGAGAUCGACGGCGUGUCGGACCACUACCUCUCGGACGCCAAGGCCUGCUGCGACAACGCGGGGGGCGACUACUGGAAGGAGUCGACGGUCUGCUACGAGAUGUACGACGCGGGCCAGUGGUCCCCCGCGGGCCGGCGCCUCGAAUCGCGGCGCCUCGGCGACAAGAAGAAGCCCAGGCCCGACAACAUCUGGGAGGGCUUCGGCCUCCACCCGGAGAUCCCCGUGACGCUCGUCUGCGUCGUCAUGGUGCUCUGCCUAUCCUUCGUCAAGCUCAUGGAGCAAUUCGCGAAGACGGUGCUCUUCGGGGCCUACUUCCUCGAGAUCGGCUUCCUGCUGGGGCUCGGCAUCUACGACUUCGCGCGGGCGUCCGAGGCGACGUCGACGGCGAUCAUGUUUCUUAUUUUCGGCGUGCUCCUCGCCGCCUACGUCUUCUACGUCCGCGCGCGCAUCGCGUCGGCCGCGGAGACCGUGGCCGCGGCGGCGCACUCGCUGCUGCUGAUGCCGUCGCUCCUGGGCUUCGUCUUCGCGUGGCUCGCCGUGUCCGCGGUGCUGAUCCUCGUGCUGAUCCUCGUCGCUUCCGCUGCGGGGAACCACAGCAAGCUCGAGGAGACGAAGCACGACAUCGAGGCGGGCUACACCGUUAUCGGCGAGUGGUCCGAGUGCGAGUUCGUCGCGAGCGACGCGGCGAACAACGCCCUGGGCUGGUGCUACGUCGUCUGGUGCUGGACGUGGUACUGGGCGUCGACGACGCUCAUGUUCUUCGUCUCCGGCUGCGUCGCCCAGCACCACUUCGACGCGACGGCCCCCGAGGGCGACGCGGCGGCGUCGUUAUCGACGCUGCCCUGCACGCUCGCGAAGCUCGCGCUGACGACGAGCAGCGGCACGACGUCGAAGAUCGCGCUCGUCUUCGAGUUCAUCGCCUGGCUCCGCAAGAAGGCCAAGGUCUCCUGCUGGAACUUCGCGAGCCCCUUCUUCUACGUCGCCGUGCUGCUCAAGUGCUGCGUCUACUCGUGCCUGCGCCUCCUGACGAAGUUCGCGCUCAUCUUCCACGUCAUCACGGGCGACGCGCUCUGGUCAUCCGGCAAGCGCACGGCGAAGCUCGUGCGCAAGGCCGGCGUCGACGCCAUGGUCCUCGAGACGACGGCCAUGAACGCCUUCGGCCUGCUGGCCUACGGCCUCUCGCUGAGCGUCGCGUGCCUCUGCUGGUUCUGGAUGGGCGACGUCUACGACAAGGACACGUCGUUGGAGGACCUGGUCGGCUCCGGCACGGGCACGCUCGUCGGCACGCCCGUCGUCGGCGCGGACGACGGGUACGCGGUGGGCUCGUAUGUCGGCUCGGACGUGGGCAUCAUCGUCGGGUCCAACGUCGUCGGGAGGUAA